AUGCCAGAUGAUAAGGAAAAUAGCAGGAUUCACGCAAAGAAAGAUACAGAUUCGGAGCCCAAAUCUCUAAUAUUCGCAGCUGGAACACCCAUUAAUCGAGAUGAAUCUCUAGAACAAUUGAGAGAAUUUGUGACAAAUUUAGGAAAGUCUGAAAAAAAGAAGAACGCAGAAAAACCAAAAAAGAAACAGGGUUACUUCAUGGGGUUCUUGACACAGGAUCAGGCUGAAAAGUGGAAGAAUGAUGAAUUCAAAUUUUUGGUCCACAGAUGGUCUUGUAAAAUCGAUAAUUCAAUUUUUCAGGAAGUUGUGAUCCCUGCUCAAUUUGCUACCUACUACCGCAUCGACGUUCAACUAGAUUCUUCUAAACCACAAAAGGAUUCAAAUAUUUCUUUGAAUCUUUUCGUGUGUUAUCUGAAUUCCCGCAAUCGAUAUCACCACUACCCAAUCAUCAAAAAAGAAGGACCCACUUCUCGAGCCCUCUUUCAACUCGGGCACUUCUCUAUCACGAAAAUAUCGAAUGAGCCGAUUUUCUCGUCGAUCAAAUCCCUUUUGAAGCACUACACUCAAUUCGUCUACAUCGAUUCGAUUACUGAAACUGGUGGAAUUGAAGUUUCAGUCUUCCCUAAAUGA
Messenger RNA from Caenorhabditis briggsae, 630 nucleotides. The record is from RefSeq and is a predicted model, not a curated record. Bases 1 to 630 code for a protein of 209 amino acids. Lineage: Eukaryota; Metazoa; Nematoda; Chromadorea; Rhabditida; Rhabditidae. The transcript is spliced from 4 exons.